Globicephala melas (long-finned pilot whale) is the source of this 3874-nucleotide messenger RNA. It is a transcript of the gene TAF2, whose product is annotated as TATA-box binding protein associated factor 2. The record is from RefSeq and is a predicted model, not a curated record. NCBI's taxonomy places the organism in Eukaryota, Metazoa, Chordata, Mammalia, Artiodactyla, Delphinidae. Gene Ontology annotation, biological process: transcription initiation at RNA polymerase II promoter. Gene Ontology annotation, molecular function: transcription cis-regulatory region binding; chromatin binding; RNA polymerase II general transcription initiation factor activity. Gene Ontology annotation, cellular component: transcription factor TFIID complex.
GCCGCCCCUCGGAAAGCCGGGAAGCCGAGCUCCGCGGGGUCUCUUCAUGCCGCCGACUGGUUUAGAGCCCGCCAGAAUGAACAGGAAGAAAGGAGACAAGGGCUUUGAAAGCCCAAGGCCCUAUAAAUUAACUCAUCAGGUCGUCUGCAUAAACAACAUAAACUUCCAGAGAAAAUCUGUUGUGGGAUUUGUGGAACUGACUAUAUUUCCCACAGUUGCAAACUUAAAUAGAAUCAAGUUGAACAGCAAACAGUGUAGAAUAUACCGAGUAAGGAUCAACGAUUUAGAAGCUGCUUUUAUUUAUAAUGAUCCAACCUUGGAAGUUUGUCACAAUGAAUCAAAACAGAGAAAUCUCAAUUAUUUUUCCAAUGCUUACGCAGCUGCGGUUAGUGCUGUGGAUCCUGAUGCAGGAAAUGGAGAACUUUGCAUUAAGGUUCCAUCAGAAUUAUGGAAGCACGUUGAUGAAUUAAAGGUGCUAAAGAUACACAUCAAUUUUUCUUUGGAUCAGCCAAAAGGAGGUCUUCAUUUUGUGGUACCCAGUGUAGAGGGAAGUAUGGCAGAGAGAGGUGCUCAUGUUUUCUCUUGUGGGUAUCAAAAUUCCACAAGAUUUUGGUUCCCAUGUGUUGAUUCAUACUCUGAAUUAUGUACAUGGAAAUUAGAAUUUACAGUGGAUGCUGCAAUGGUGGCUGUUUCCAAUGGAGAUUUGGUGGAGACAGUGUAUACCCAUGAUAUGAGGAAGAAAACCUUCCAUUACAUGCUUACCAUUCCAACAGCUGCGUCGAAUAUCUCCUUGGCCAUUGGACCUUUUGAAAUACUUGUAGAUCCAUAUAUGCAUGAGGUUACUCAUUUUUGUUUACCUCAGCUUCUUCCAUUGCUUAAACAUACCACGUCGUAUCUUCAUGAAGUUUUUGAAUUUUAUGAAGAAAUUCUUACAUGUCGAUACCCAUAUUCUUGUUUUAAGACUGUAUUCAUCGAUGAGGCUUAUGUUGAAGUGGCUGCUUAUGCUUCCAUGAGCAUUUUUAGCACAAAUCUGUUACACAGUGCCAUGAUUAUAGAUGAGACACCUUUGACUAGAAGGUGUUUAGCCCAGUCCUUGGCCCAGCAGUUUUUUGGAUGUUUCAUAUCCAGAAUGUCUUGGUCUGAUGAAUGGGUAUUGAAGGGAAUUUCAGGCUAUAUUUAUGGUCUCUGGAUGAAAAAAACUUUUGGUGUUAAUGAAUAUCGCCAUUGGAUUAAAGAGGAGCUGGACAAAAUAGUGGCAUAUGAACUAAAAACUGGUGGAGUUUUAUUACAUCCCAUAUUUGGUGGAGGAAAAGAGAAGGAUAAUCCAGCAUCCCAUCUACACUUUUCCAUAAAGCAUCCACAUACGCUUUCCUGGGAAUACUACACUAUGUUUCAGUGUAAAGCUCACCUUGUAAUGAGAUUGAUUGAAAACAGGAUCAGUAUGGAAUUUAUGUUACAAGUUUUCAAUAAACUGCUAAGUUUGGCUAGUACUGCUUCAUCUCAGAAGUUCCAGUCACAUAUGUGGAGUCAGAUGUUGGUUUCCACAUCUGGAUUUUUGAAAUCCAUCUCGAAUGUCUCUGGCAAAGACAUCCAGCCUUUAAUAAAGCAGUGGGUAGACCAGAGCGGAGUGGUAAAAUUUUAUGGAAGUUUUGCCUUUAAUAGAAAACGAAAUGUCUUGGAAUUGGAAAUAAAACAAGAUUAUACAUCUCCUGGAACUCAGAAAUAUGUGGGACCACUUAAAGUGACAGUACAGGAGUUAGAUGGAUCCUUCAAUCAUACAUUGCAAAUUGAAGAAAACAGUCUUAAACAUGAUAUACCCUGCCAUUCCAAAAGCAGAAGGAAUAAGAAGAAAAAAAUUCCACUGAUGAAUGGAGAAGAAGUUGACAUGGAUCUUUCUGCAAUGGAUGCUGAUUCUCCUUUGCUGUGGAUAAGGAUAGACCCAGACAUGUCGGUAUUGAGGAAAGUAGAAUUUGAGCAAGCAGAUUUUAUGUGGCAGUAUCAGCUCCGCUAUGAGAGGGAUGUUGUGGCACAGCAAGAGUCCAUUUUGGCCUUGGAAAAGUUCCCCACUCCAGCAUCUCGGCUUGCCCUAACUGACAUAUUAGAACAGGAGCAGUGUUUCUACCGCGUGAGAAUGUCAGCUUGCUUCUGCCUUGCAAAGAUUGCAAAUUCAAUGGUGAGCACAUGGACAGGACCACCAGCCAUGAAGUCACUCUUCACUAGGAUGUUUUGUUGUAAAACUUGUCCAAACAUUGUGAAAACAAACAACUUUAUGAGCUUUCAAAGUUACUUUCUACAGAAGACUAUGCCAGUUGCGAUGGCUUUAUUGAGAGAUGUUCAUAACCUUUGUCCCAAAGAAGUCUUAACAUUUAUUUUAGACUUAAUCAAGUACAAUGACAACAGAAAAAAUAAGUUUUCAGAUAACUAUUAUCGUGCAGAAAUGAUUGAUGCCCUUGCCAACUCUGUUACGCCUGCAGUCAGUGUGAAUAAUGAAGUUCGAACUUUGGAUAAUUUAAAUCCGGAUGUGCGACUCAUUCUUGAAGAAAUCACUAGGUUUUUGAAUAUGGAAAAACUUCUUCCGAGUUAUAGACACACCAUCACUGUCAGUUGUUUGAGAGCCAUACGAGUGCUUCAGAAGAAUGGCCAUGUGCCAAGUGAUCCAGCUCUUUUUAAAUCUUACGCAGAAUAUGGCCACUUUGUGGACAUCAGGAUAGCAGCUUUGGAAGCAGUUGUUGACUAUACUAAAGUGGACAGGAGUUAUGAAGAAUUGCAAUGGCUACUUAAUAUGAUUCAGAAUGACCCUGUACCCUACGUAAGACAUAAGAUUCUAAACAUGUUAACUAAGAACCCACCAUUUACUAAGAACAUGGAGUCUCCCUUAUGCAAUGAAGCUUUGGUAGAUCAACUUUGGAAACUUAUGAAUUCUGGUACUUCACAUGACUGGCGGUUACGGUGUGGUGCUGUGGACUUGUACUUCACACUGUUUGGCCUCAGUAGACCUUCCUGCUUACCCUUGCCAGAACUUGGCUUGGUCCUUAAUCUGAAAGAGAAAAAAGCUGUCUUGAAUCCAACCAUAAUUCCAGAGGCCACAGCAGGCAACCAAGAAGCUGCGGUUAAUCCAAGUAGUCACACACAGCUAGUUGGAUUUCAGAACCCUUUUUCAAGCUCUCAAGAUGAGGAGGAGAUUGAUAUGGAUACUGUUCAUGAUAGCCAGGCGUUCAUUUCCCAUCAUUUAAACAUGCUUGAAAGGCCGUCAACUCCAGGGCUCUCUAAAUACCGGCCAGCCAGCUCCCGAUCUGCUUUAAUCCCCCAGCACUCAUCAGGUUCUGAUGGCACACCCAUCACAAAACCCCAGUGGAAUAUGGAACUUGCACGAAAGGGAACAGGUAAAGAACAAUCACCUUUGGAGAUGAGUAUGCAUCCAGUUGCAGCAGCUCCACUCUCAGUAUUUACUAAAGAAUCUACGUCCUCCAAACACAGCGACCACCAUCACCACCAUCACCAUGAGCACAAGAAAAAGAAGAAGAAGCACAAACAUAAGCAUAAGCACAAGCAUAAGCAUGAUAGCAAAGAAAAGGACAAGGAGCCUUUCACUUUUUCCAGCCCCGCCAGUGGCAGGUCUAUUCGUUCUCCUUCUCUUUCAGACUGAGAAGGGGACAAAGGAGACCUUUUCCUCAGUGUUCAGAAGAAUAUAUGUAACUAAAGCUUUGUCAGCUAUAAAGAAUGAUAAAAGGAAAAAAAAAUAGUUGCCUCCCAUAGAGAUUCAAGUUCUAAACAUUUGAUUUACAUUAUUUAUACAAUUGAAAUCUAAUUAGGAAAAUGUGUUUUAUAGUUCUGAAUAAACCAUUUCAUCCUGUUUCCUCCUUAAAAUACACAC